CCUCAACAGCCCAUUCUGACGGAGAGGCCCGGCGCGGGCUCCCAGCUCCUGCAGUGAUUGGCCGAGGCCUCUGCGGAGGGCGGAGCUUGCCCGUGCUGGAGACCUGCCCGCCGGCUCUCCCCGGCUCCGCCCCAGCGUUGCUCCCUCCCACUUUACUACAGGCGGCUGAAGCCGGGGCCGCUGCACCAUACGGGAGGGAACAGCCUGGCCCGGCACGACCCCGCCCGCAGCUCCCGCCCGCGCGCAAGCUUUAGCCUAGCAGCAGCCACCGCCUCAGAGACGCCGCCGCCGCCUGCAACACGCGGACGGGGUGGGGAUGUUGCUCUCGAAGAUCAACUCACUGGCCCACCUGUGCUCGGCGCCCGGCGGAGAUCUGCACCCGGUCAAGCCGCUGCCAGGAAAAGAGAAGGAGCCGCUGGAGAAGCUGUACCAGGUGGGCCCGCUGCUAGGCAGUGGUGGCUUCGGCUCUGUCUACUCGGGCACCAGGCUGGCAGAUGGAGCUCCGGUGGCCAUCAAGCAUGUGUCCCGGGACCGGGUUUCAGAAUGGGGAGAGCUGCCUGGUGGUACGAGGGUACCCAUGGAGAUCUUGCUGCUGAAAAAGGUCAGCUCAGGUUUUCGUGGGGUGAUCCGGCUCCUGGAUUGGUUUGAGAGGCCAGACAGUUUCAUCUUGGUUUUGGAACGGCCAGAUCCUGUGCAGGAUCUCUUUGACUUCAUCACAGAGCGAGGUGCUCUGCCUGAGGAUUUGGCCCGCAGCUUUUUUCGCCAGGUUUUGGAGGCAGUUCGACAUUGUCACAGCUGUGGAGUCCUGCACCGGGAUAUCAAGGAUGAGAAUAUUCUGAUUGACCUGAGCAGUGGAGAACUCAAACUUAUAGACUUUGGAUCUGGAGCACUGCUCAAGGACACAGUGUACACUGACUUUGAUGGGACUCGUGUAUAUAGUCCUCCAGAAUGGAUCCGCUAUCACAGGUAUCAUGGCAGAUCUGCUGCUGUCUGGUCGCUUGGAGUAUUACUCUAUGACAUGGUCUGUGGUGAUAUUCCAUUUGAGCAUGAUGAGGAGAUCAUAAGAGGCCAGGUCUAUUUUCGGCAAAGGGUUUCUCCAGAGUGCCAGCAUCUCAUUAAGUGGUGUUUGGCUCUGAGGCCUUCUGACAGACCAUCCUUUGAAGACCUUCUGAACCAUUCUUGGAUGCAAGAUGUUCUGCUGCCUCAGAAAACAGCUGAGAUCCACUUGCACAGUCUAAUUCAAGAGUCUAACAAAUAGCAGUGUGUCUCAUCCUUCUGGGGUGCAAAGCAGCGUUCUGCCCUGCUGAGUCUGGCUGAGUGGGGACUUACAGGAAUACUAUUCAUCUCAUUCAAGACGUAGGCUGCUGCCUGGAGACUCUUCCAAGCUUGGAGAAACCUCUUCCUCUCUGGUGGAGUGGACUUGAACUCCUUGGUGCCCGCCUUGCAAACCUCCUUGCCACUAGAUGACUUGAGCAAGUCUGAGUGUCCGUAACCUGCUGAAUCCUAGAAUAUGAAAUGAGUGGAGCAGAGAACUAGAGCAGAUGUUUCAGUUGGGGGAAUCUGGGGGUAUGGGAGUGGGGAGGGAAGGUACUGCUUUGGAUUGGCUGCCUGUCUUCACUGUGUCACCGUGUUCCCGAGUGCCUUCAGUUGCAAACUGAGCUAUGUUGGGGGGGAAAUACUUGAACGUUCCUUCACUGCUGCUGUCUCAAGAUUCUUCUGAGUUUUAGUGUAUUCCACCUUCUAAAAGAACUUCAUCUAAAGAGGCUGGGGGUGCUAUAUUGACAAACCCUAGCAAAUUGUUCAGUAUGAACUGAGUUGGCUUUUGCAGCCUCUCAUAAGCCAAGGAAUCCUCAAGUGCACAAACAAUGCAACCCAAUUGGACUGUAAAUUUGUACAGAACAAUACAGGAACAAAGCUUGGUGUACAGAAGAUUGUAGUUUAUAAUGUUUUUACUUUUGUUUAAUUUAUUUCUAGGGUUUUUUAAUGGAAUGUCCUAACUUGUAGGAUCUUAUUUAUUUUAUUUAUGAAUCAUGUGGGUUCUUUAAGCCUACACCUCACUUCUACAGCUGCUGACUUGGUUUCCUCUCUCAUGGUUCUCUCCUCCCUGCCCCUACCCAGUGUUUCCUCAUUGGGUUUUAUCUUCUGCUCGAUGUCUUGCCACUGUAUGGAGCAGCUGACCACUUCUCAGCCAUCUGUAGAUAUUUCUGGCUGUGACUGUUCAGCCUCCCUGAAAGUUAGAGACAUGUUUUCACAGGUAUUGGUUGGGGAGAGUUUAUGUAUAUAGCAUGUGUAUAUAGUGCUCUUCUUAUUGAAAGUGGGGCAAGAUACCCUAGACUUCAGCACUGUCAAGCUUGUACAAGUAACUUGAUGUGUAGUCUGCUGGUUUUGUUAAUAGCUAAUACUGUACAGGGAAUUCAGAAAUGCUAUUUUUUUUAUACAUGCUGUUUUAAAUAAAAACAAAAUCACUUGA
Hemicordylus capensis (graceful crag lizard) is the source of this 2470-nucleotide messenger RNA. RefSeq names its product Pim-1 proto-oncogene, serine/threonine kinase (gene PIM1). The transcript has 6 exons. Gene Ontology annotation, cellular component: cytoplasm. Gene Ontology annotation, biological process: negative regulation of apoptotic process; protein autophosphorylation. Bases 317 to 1258 code for a protein of 313 amino acids. The record is from RefSeq and is a predicted model, not a curated record. NCBI's taxonomy places the organism in Eukaryota, Metazoa, Chordata, Lepidosauria, Squamata, Cordylidae. Gene Ontology annotation, molecular function: protein serine/threonine kinase activity; ATP binding.